Messenger RNA from Acanthaster planci (crown-of-thorns starfish), 3670 nucleotides. RefSeq names its product peroxisomal biogenesis factor 3-like. The record is from RefSeq and is a predicted model, not a curated record. Gene Ontology annotation, biological process: protein import into peroxisome membrane. Gene Ontology annotation, cellular component: peroxisomal membrane. Lineage: Eukaryota; Metazoa; Echinodermata; Asteroidea; Valvatida; Acanthasteridae. Gene Ontology annotation, molecular function: protein-macromolecule adaptor activity.
ACAUUUGUCUAUGAGUGCAACCCACGGGUCAAGUAUUGUAAGCUUAAGGCAGGCGUCGAGCGCCAUCUUCAAUUAAGCGUUGACACGGAGAGCAAUGAAUAAUAAGCGUGUGGACUUCAAAUCUUCACAGGCAUGUGGGAAUCAAUUAAGAAUUUCUUGCGACGACACAAGCGAAAAUUUUUUGUCACAGGCGCGGUUUUUGGAGGUGCAGUUUUACUUUGGAAAUUUGCACAGUGGAAGCUACAACAGUGGAAAGAUCAGGAGACCAAAGACUGCCUAGCAAUGGCUAGGAGACAACAUCACUUUGACAGUAAUCAGCGUACCUGCAACAUGACAGUGCUAUCCAUGUUACCAAAGCUGAAGGAAGCCAUCAGACACAUGUUGAAUUCAGAAAAGAUUGUUGAGGCCCUGAAUAAGAAGCCAGAGAACAGGGUUGAUCUGUGGAAGGAAUUGAAGAUUGUCAGCUUCUGCCGCACAGUAGCAUCAGUCUACAGUACAGCAAUGCUGGUAGUAUUCCUGAGGGUACAACUUAAUAUCAUUGGUGGUUACAUGUAUCUGGAUACUCUGCCUGGGAAAAAUGGAAUGAAUAAAGAAAGGGUACUAGCAACACCAGAGGUGCAGCAAAGAUACCUGUCUAAUGUACAGUACCUUCUGAAUGAUGGUAUGUUCAGCCUGGUAUCUGCAGUAAAGGAGGCUGUGACCAAUGUCCUUGCAAGUAUGCCAUUGCAAAAGAAGCUUGGCCUACGAGACAUUGAGAGACUGUGUAGCAGUAUAAGAUGCCAGGUGGAAGCAGCUAAACUUGGGGAACAAGGCUCUGGAAUGGAAUGCACUAUUCAUCCACUGGUAAGGUACAUGGUGCCUGUGGAGGAAGAUGAUGGUCUGGGUCAAGACUCAGCUUGUCAUAUACUAGAAGAACAACUCAUUAUCAGCAAGCUCAUGCUAGAGACAAGAGACAUGUUGGAAAGCUCGGACUUCCAUAGUGUUCUCAACACUUGCUUAGACAUUGGCUUCAGCCGAGUGCUUGACAACAUGGCUGAAUUCUUCAGACCUUGUGCAGGAUCGGACCUGCAGUCAUCAGGACCAAGCUGUGUGCAGCUCCCUCUUGCAAAAAUCAUUCCAAUCAUCAACAGCCAAAUCGACUCAAUAUGUGGUGACACACCAAACCCAUUCAUACAGGAGCUGCUGCUGAUGAAAUGUGUGAAAGACUUUGCUGCCAAUGUCUAUGAAGCUUUCAGUCAACUCCCCCCAGACCCAACACAUGAUCCAUAAAUAAAGUCCACUAGUGCAUUCAAACAGAUUCAUAUAAAGGCUUUGUUACUGGUUUGCUAAACUUGUUUAACCUUAUCAUCUCCAGUGUGUGUCCAAAUUUAUUGUGAACUUUUUACCAACUGGCUACGUAGUAGUUUACAACAGAUUCUGUUCAUAGAUAUCCCAAAGGAAAUACGUUUUUGUAGGCUGUAUAGACAAUGUAAAGACUGCAUUGAAAGCGAUUCAAUUUUACUUUACAUGUAAUGUGUGUGUUUGGUGUUUCAAGGAAGUUUGGUGGAUUGUAUCCUUUGGAGCUGGAAGUCUUUCAGUUUGCUUGUAUGUCAAAGGAUAUUUUCAUUUUCUUGCAUCCUUGCUGUCAUGGAUUAAUAAGUCCCAUGAUUUCAAAGCAAAAAGGAGUGCUGUUGUCAAGAUGGCAUGAUUAAGCAGUGAAACGUGUUGUUAAGAUAUCACUAAGGAAAGAGAGUUAGAUUUGUGGAAGAUAAUCCUACUGUUUCAUAAUUUAGUAAUCCACUUCAGUGAUUUGUCAGUUGAAGUUAGCUUUUGCCAAAAAUGUAUUAAGGUUAUGAGACCAACCAAGCAAAUAGAGAUUUGUGGCUUUUGCAUUUUAAACAGUGUUGCUGAGUUAGUAGCUGUAAGUGUACAAGAUAUCAUUGAAAAUCUUUAAAACACAUUCAUAAAUACCUGGGAUAGUUUUCUAUUCCUGUUCAUCAAAAUGCAUCAUGUGACCAUGUAUUAACAUUUGAUAAUGCCUGCCGUGAAGUAAUAAUAAACCUGUUCACCAAUAAAUUCAUAAUUAUGCAGGCAUGCGCACAAAUGGCAUUUGCGGCAAGAAGUGUGAGUUGGCUGUUGAAAAUGUCCAGGGGUGCGACUUUGAUGAUCAUUUUCUUGCUGGUUUUCUGACUUUGUUCGUUUUUUUUCUUGAGAAAAUCCUAUUAAAUUGUUUAGUUUUUAAUUGAAGUGGAAUUCUUAGUGCUGUGUAAAAAGUUUUUAAAAUCGUAACUUUUCUGUGCGCACGAGAUCAUCAUUUGUUAGGACACUGAACACUGAUUCUGCAGCUAGGGCAUUGGUCGUAUCCAUUCUCCUGAGCUGGUCUCAAGCACAUAUUGUGGGAGGGAUAUUUGCUUUUUUUUUCUUUUGUUCUUGCUGUGUGUUUUAACAUCAAGAAUUAAGAAUCAUUAUAUCCCUCAGAAAAUUAAUGUUUUUAAUUUACAGUUUUUCACUUCAGGUUAUGGCAAAAUAAAAUAUUACCAAGGUGAUUUUCAGUGCUUCGCUUUCUUUCAGCAGUUCAAAGACUUUAUCACACAUACCCCUCUUCAAUUUGGGCUCAAUGUCUAUUAAUGCAAGUCAUAUUCUUAAUAUAAUACUGCAUUGCUGUGUUUGAGCUACCACAUUUCGUGGUUAGCCUUCAUGCAUUACGAAACUUGAAUUAGUGCUAGACUGUAUUUAUAUGCAUAUUACAAAUGUUUUAUUGCCCCCAGACGUGAGGUCUCAGUUCACUUUUUAUACAGUGUACUUGGAAAAUUUCUAGCAAAGCAAAAGGCAGCCCUAGGUGACUUUGUUCAAAUGGAAUCUGUUCAAGAAAUGUGCUGUUUUUCUUAUAAAAAACGGUGUAUUGUCACUGGUCACAACACUUUUAAAGUCACUACAAGUCAUUCGUGGAAUCUUCUUUUUUGUACAAUGCCCACAACUUGCUUUGUUGUAUUCCAUUUCCAUCACACGUCUUUUCACAAGUCCAUUCACCAGGCCAGUCAUAAGUAACAGGGUGAACAACGACAACAAAUGGUUUUGUCAAAGCUCAUUUGAAAAACUUGUGAACUGGCUUAAGACUGAAUGACUUGUGAUGAAGGACUUGUAGGGUCUUAUGAUGGAGUUAAAUACAACACGGUCAUUUUUAAUAAUUCGCAGCAGAACCUCUCGAGUUUGAGUCGAGAGCUUGUCAAAUAUUAUUGGAACCAGUAACAUCCGCACUGCAGAUGUAUUUGUCAUCGUUAUACAUGUACAUAUGACUAGUUUUGUACCCUCGGAUUUGUUUUCACAUGCAUUAACUAGUGGGAUUGCUUGCACCAACUCUGAAGAUAUUAUCACUUACAUUGAAAUAUUUUUAGUAAAAGAAAAAAUGAUACUGUGUUUUAUAGCUGCAUGCCGUUUUACAGAAUACAAAUGGAAAGCUUCAGGUUACAUGUAAUGAAAAAUUUCUGAUUUUGAGUAGCCAUAAUCAUCAGGCGGCAGAUAUUUUUUCAUAUUUCGUUUUGCAAACAAGAUUUGUGUUCAUUGAUUAACAGAGUCGUUCCCAGUCGUUUUCUAUUUUAUUUUCGUCUUGAAUGCUAUAAUUUAAAAUCUACUCAAAGUCAGUUUGUAAAUUAAUUGUGGAUAUAAAAUUUGGAUAUUUCAUAAUUCAAAA